AAGCAUUUUGAAGAAACAAUCGCAACUGACAAAAGCAGCCGACGGUUUCCAACGCACAACAACGCCUCGCUACCAGCUCAACCUUUGCACCGAAAACGCUUGUCUAUUUGUGGUUGAAUUAUAUUUUCUAUUCAUUUUACUCACCGACGUAACGCAUCAGCAAUAUACCCACAGCACGCCACAUGAACCAGUAACAAAACCUGUUGUGUGUAUUACACGAAAACCCAUGCCAUCAUGUCUUCCGGCACAGCGUUCAAAGAACAGAUCAAGAAAGUACGCCGGGAGAUACAGCUUUCGUGCGAUUCGAAAUCGUUGCUGCGGGCAUUGAAGGACACUCAGCGCUGUUUGGAGGGAUUGGCGGGCGAGCCCAACUACAAGCUCUGUGUGGCCCACCUCGUAAAGGAGCUAGUCGAUUGGGUUGGGCUUAAGGAAGAUCGGGACUGGGAGACGGCCGCCGGCAAGGCUUGCCGGUCGUUGUUCGAGGAGUUUCUGCACGCUUGCCACGAUGCGGAGAAAACGACACGGUGCUUCCUGGUGGCCCGACUGUACAAUGCGUUCGUGGCGCUCAACCGGAAAGAUAGCUGCCGGUGGACGAAGCUACACAUCGCUCGGCUAAUGAGCUUGUUUGCGAUCGAGGAUGAGCAGGCGGAUCUGUACGCACGGGUCAAGCGGGCCGUGCUUAAGACGGUACACGAGAUGGCAAAAAGCGCCAACGCGGAAGAGAUCGAACACGGUGCCGAUUUGUUGAUAGAAAUGCAGCGCAAACUGUUGGUACACGAGGCGGGUAAGCCACGAACAGCCGAUGGCAUCCGUCAAUCGGCGCUGGACCUAUUCCGGGAAGUGUUCGACAACGGGAUGGCCAUACUCUGCCGAUUGCAUUCCGUCAGUCUGGCAAAAGCGAAACAGCUGUACCAAACCAUUAUGGACACGAUGCUGAAUAUCGUUAAGCCGGACGAGCAGGAGCUGAUCAGCUUGCUAGGAGAUGCCGUUGGCUAUCUGGAGACCAUUCUAGCGUACGCCGUGGGAGACAAUGCGAACUACUGUCAGUUUGCCGGAUUCCUCGCCAUAUUCGAAGCCAUUCGUAGCGAACCGUAUGCCAACUGUUACACGCUGAUACGACUGUCGGUGAAGCUCGUCAAACAAGAGCAACCUACGGCACGACAGCUCGAGGAAAUUGCCGCGACUGUUCGCGCACUGCUCGCAACGUUUGCUUCCCACCAGCUAGUGGUACGGGUAGCCAUAUUCCUCACCUGUCAGUCCAUUCCCCAUUUGUGCCGGUUGCCGCAGGAGCUAGCGCUGAGCGUGUCACAGUCAGUUAUAAGCUUGUUUGAAGCACUCUUGCACUUCGUGCGGCACUGUCCAUCGGACACGGUGCCCGAGAUUUGUCGCGCGUGCACAAGCUCCCGGCGCCACCUGGCCAUCAAGCUGCUGAGCAUGCUGAUGCAUUUUAACAUCGUGCAGGCAAGGGAUGCGGCCGACCAAAAGCCGUACGAGGGCAAGCUGUCCUACUCGGUGAGUCGCGGGUGCGACCUGAUCAAGCGUAAGCUAACCCUGCUCGAAGAGCUUGCCUGUGAGCGAAAGCGAUCCCUGAUCGAGAGCUCGAUGCGUUACAGCGUCUCCUGGCUGAAGUACGUCAUAACGCUCCAGUGCAAGCAGGAGGCGCAAGUCGCCGAGGAGGUGGAAGAAAUUGUGCAAAUGCUGAAGCUAAUCAUAGGCGUGCAGAAUCGCUACCGUUUUGAGUUCCUGUCCGAUAUGCAUCUGGUACGACUGCUGGAUAGUACCCACACCGACCAAGCCGGUUCGAAUGCGUCCGCCUCUUGCUGGCCGAACGUAAGCGUUCGUUUGCUUCGGCUGCUGCUAACGUUACGUGAUUCAUCGGCUGCGGCCGCAUCGAGCGAGGAGCACACAGCAUCAGUCAGCGCGAUCGUACGAUCGAUUAUGUGCUACCAGGUCAACGCACCGGAGACGGAUCCGAUACGUUCGCUUACCGUUUUGCAGCUGUUCGAGCAUCCGUCGUUCGAUCGGUUCGGAUUCGCGUUCGACUGUGUGCCGACGAGAGCGGAACAGUUCACCAUACUGGCGGAGGAAAUGGCACUGGUGUCUAAGUACAAAACGUCCAACUCGCUGCCGGUCUGGGAGUACAUGGAGCAGCUGGCCCAGGUGGGCGAUAUUCGCGAACACUGUCUUACCUUCGGGAUGGCGCUGCACGGUUUUAGCGAGAAUGAUGCCGCAAAGCUACCGGAGUCGAUGAUGGAUACGCUGCUCGAUGCGUUGAAGCAGUACCGGCCGGCAAACGCACUCGAACGCGUGAAACGGUGCGCCUCCCUGGCCAUCGUUUCCUACCACACGUUCACCUUGGCCGGCCGGUCGACGUUGAACCGGUGGCGAGACAUCCCAUUCAAGGUGGAGCAGCUGCGCAACGGUCAAAUUGACGAGAUCCUGCUGGAGAAUCAGCUCGAUCGCGAAGCACAGCUAGUGGGACGGCUGGAAGCGAUACGGAAGCACUACGGCGAGCUGAUGGCAGCCCUGGAGGCGGACAACUUUCAAUCCCUGUGGGUACUGCCGUCGAUAGCGCAGAUUUCUAGCAUACUGGACAAUACGGCCCGCCUGUACCAUCUCAACUAUCAUCCCCAUCGGGCGGUAGAGUUGCAGCUGUUGAAUUUGCUGCUUGUCUCACAGCGACGCGACGUGCGGCCGCUUGAUCAGUGCGCUUCGUUGGCAUUUCUGCUGGAACAGCACCAACUGGCGGACGUACAGCUGAAGGAGAGGAGGCGAAACAACCCAAACGCCGUCCAAAAGCAUGCCGGAGGCUCGCUGGAAUUGGUGGAGUACCUGGCAAAGCGGGCCACAACCUUGCUGCAUCCUCCGGGUAGCAUCGACGAUGUUCCGGCCAACCGUAAAUUUCAGCUGUUAAAUCUCUAUCUUGCGCUCGCGGUGUACCUCGCUUCCGUGGGCGAACUGGCACCGGCGCUCCGGCUCAUACAGCGAGCUCUAGAUCAUGUAAACCAGUCAACCAAUGUCGAUACGAUCGCCCAACUAUUCCAGGGGCGGACGGCGCAAAUUCUCUUCCGCCUGACGGUUGAGCACGGACUGCCAUGGCCCGAAUCCGUACCACCGCUCGCGUUCAUGAAGCGCAUGCUGGCCAGCUUUAACGAUCUGCAGAAAAUUUCCUCCGAGCACACGUUUACGCUUUCGCUGGCCACGGUCGAGAUGACGAUCGAGGUGCUGCAGCAUCUGAUCGUGCGGUACGAUACGGGGCCGCUGAUCGAGCCGCACGUGGAGCAGCUGCUAAAGUUUGUGAUGCGCAGGGGAGCCGGGUUGCGCGUGAUGCAAUUGCUGCUGCUGUACGGGCAGAUGUGUGCCGAUAUGCAGAAGCUGGAUCGAUGCGAGGUCAUACUGGGUUACCUAGACCGUUUGCUGAUGUUGCGUCCGAUUCUAUCCGCGGGAAACAGGGAAAAGGGCAUGUUGAUGGACCAUGUAACACGGGCAGGAGAUGGUGGACACCACAAAGCCAUCAACAGUGCGCCACUCGGCACGCAAAGCGUCGUUCAGGAUUUGGUGGACGUGGAGCGAGAAGCGGCCCCCAAAAAUAGAAUCAUUCCCAAAAUCGCUGCAUUGGGCGUAGCUAUCGGGAACGAAACAGUUGUUGAACAGUAUCUUAUGUUCCAUCACGCGCCUGGUUGCGAUUGCCGCUACUGUAGCUACCCACAGUACAAAUCGAUGGCGUUUCAAACGGCCGCCCUCGCGGUGAGACUCGCCGUCCUGCAGCGUACCCAGCCGACCAACUAUAUCGAACGUUCCUACGCGACGCUGUGCGAGCAUUGGCGGACGCAAAUACAUCCAAACUCUGUCCGCCACUGGAACGUCCCGGCCUACCGAACGGAUCUGACCGUGACCAUGAUACGGACGCUUCUGCAGAGGGGACAGUUUUUGGUCCGCCAGGAGCAUUACGAGGCAGCCCGGGAAGCGUACCGGUGGGCCUCCGAACUUACCGUACCAGGCACCGAUCCGGCACUGUCUGCCGAUGUACAGUACAACGCAAAUGCGCUAGCAAUGCUGAUGCAUCGUCCCGUUCGUACAAAGCGAAGUCGUUCGAUGAUUGAAGCACGCUAUACAGAAUUGCUUGCCAGGUUGGGUAAGGCAAGUAGCGGUAGCAGCUCCCCGGACAUGGCCUUGCUGACCACAAACCUGAGCAACUUGAUGGUCAAAACUCCCAAAUCGGAUCCGAUCGCAUAUGGUGGGCGCACGGCAGCGGCCCGAGCGCCGCCCAAAACGGUUGAUCGUGUGAAUGAGCUGAUACGGCAGGCUGCCUCACGACGCCAUCAGCUGAAAACAUCCGGUCCGGAUGCGCUGCUCGUACCGGAUGGGACCAUCCCGAGUCGGACGUACUCUGCGUCGGCACGCAAACCUAAGACGGUGAACAUUUUCGUCGAUUCUCCACCGAAUCGGCCCGGGAGGGCUAAUGCGGUUCCGACGACGGUUGGAAAAGCGAUAAAACCUACAGGUACGAAGCUUAAGUCGAAGGCAUUGGAGCCCGAACUGGCGGAUCCGAUGGAAGAAGGGUGCGAGAGUAGCAAAGAUGCAAAGUUACCGGAAAGCAGUCGGCGUGGAGAAAAACGUGAAAUGGCCAAUCUACCACGGCCCGAAACUGAUCCAGUGACACCGAAACGGGCAACGGAUUCGUAUAAGGAUGCUUUGCUGAUCGGAACUCCUGCCAGCACACUAGUAUCAACUCGCCCUAAUAAAACCGGUAAUAAAACGGCCGGCCGUAAGGUUCGCCGCUUGGUGGUGGAAGAUUUUCCCAGCCUAAGCGAAUCGAGUGACACCGACGCGUCUACGAAAACGCCCCGUGCGACAACACACAAGCCCCCCACUUCCGACAGUCCGGCACUGAAUGGAUCGUUUCGCGAUGUGCUGGUGCUCGGCGAUGCGGCGAAAAAGCACGACAGCAGCGUUGUGAUCGUGCUGGACGAUUCGGCGAACGAUAGUGGCCGCCAGUCGGACGAGGCAAUCGAAACCAGCUUCGAUCACAGCCACGCCGUGUCGGCAGACAAGCGAACGGGGCUUUCGCUCAAAACCUAUUCCGAUCGAAAGCGCUUGCUCGGCAGUGGUGGUGGGCCGUUGUCCGCAUCUUCCUCAUCGGCUGCCCGGUUGGCGGCCGCCAAGCGAAGAACGCCAUUGCUGGCAACGAAAACCAAACUACGAUUUGAUGAUCCCAGCCCGGAGCGGAUCGUUUGUGGCGGUGGUAAUGACGGCGUGAAGAAGCAGCACCAGACAGAGACCAGCGUAGUAGUAGUUAGCGAGCUUGAUGGCAAAAAGCAAAUAAUAGCAAAUAAUAACGUUGCAAAGGAUACAGCUUUGGACGAAAAAUCCAACGGACGUUCGCGGACGAAAAAAGCCAUGGAUCCACCAGUUCCAACCAGUAUCGAACCGGCAAAGGUGGAACCGCGCAUGAGCACUAUCGCUUCGCGCACCAGACAGCGUCGCAAGCGGAUCUGAGAGUGAUGAGGAAGAUUAUUUAUAUGCCAGCCUUGUUGUACUUUCCUGCUCGAGACCAAUGUUUCUAUUGUAUUUUAUUGUUAAGUAGUGUUCGUAGCAUCACUGAACUGAAAACUAUCGUUUUUAAGGCAAAUCGAUAAGAGAAAUAAACGACCAAAAUGAAUUUACCUCCAAACCACUCGAUAGUGUGUG
Anopheles coluzzii is the source of this 5691-nucleotide messenger RNA. RefSeq lists its product as uncharacterized. The record is from RefSeq and is a predicted model, not a curated record. NCBI's taxonomy places the organism in Eukaryota, Metazoa, Arthropoda, Insecta, Diptera, Culicidae. The transcript has 4 exons. The coding region runs from base 235 to 5499 and encodes 1754 amino acids.